Messenger RNA from Tachysurus fulvidraco (yellow catfish), 4840 nucleotides. It is a transcript of the gene kcnh2a, whose product is annotated as potassium voltage-gated channel, subfamily H (eag-related), member 2a. Gene Ontology annotation, biological process: regulation of heart rate by cardiac conduction; membrane repolarization during action potential; regulation of ventricular cardiac muscle cell membrane repolarization. The transcript has 15 exons. NCBI's taxonomy places the organism in Eukaryota, Metazoa, Chordata, Actinopteri, Siluriformes, Bagridae. The record is from RefSeq and is a predicted model, not a curated record. Bases 82 to 3702 code for a protein of 1206 amino acids. Gene Ontology annotation, cellular component: membrane. Gene Ontology annotation, molecular function: inward rectifier potassium channel activity.
CUGAGAAGACUCGCUUCUCAUUUCUGAAGCUGGAAUAAAUUCGACAAACUCAAGAGCAGGGAUCUGAAUAUAAGGAGCAUCAUGCCAGUACGGAGGGGACACGUUGCGCCACAGAACACUUUCCUGGACACCAUCAUACGCAAAUUUGAGGGCCAAAAUCGUAAAUUCAUCAUAGCCAAUGCACGAGUAGAGAACUGCGCCAUUAUCUUCUGCAAUGAUGGAUUCUGUCACAUGUGCGGCUACACACGUGCAGAGGUGAUGCAGAAGCCAUGUACCUGCAGCUUCCUGUAUGGGCCUCACACAGGCAGGUCUGCUGUGGUCCAGAUGGCUAAAGCAUUGCUGGGCUCAGAGGAGAGGAAGGUGGAGAUCUCUCUAUAUAGAAAAGAUGGAGUUUGUUUCCUAUGCUUGGUGGAUGUGGUUCCAGUUAAGAAUGAAGAUGGACUGGUCAUCAUGUUCAUCCUGAAUUUUGAGCUGGCAGAUCAGCAGGACAUCAUUGCUAACAACUCGCCCCUAAAGGAGCACAACUACAGAUUCUCAAUUCCAUGGCUUUCUAAAGCUUGCAGACACAGGUUCAGGCUGCCCCGGCCUCUGUGUAGCUCUCUAAGCAGCAGCAAGUCAUCUUUGCCUGAUGAUGCUGAAUUGGGUCAAAUGCAAAAAAUGCCACACAUGGGCCAUGAGUCAGUGGCCUUGGACAAACUAUUGUCCCUGCCAGAACGUUCGGCACUAGGUCGGCUCCCAUUGCUCUUGUGGGAUGAUGAACAUCUAGAGCCUCACUGUGAGCUUCAGUCCACACCACCAUCUGAAACUCCUUGCCAUGACUUUUCCUCAUGGCUUGACUGUCCGAAAAAUUCACCCUCUAACUGCAGCAUAUCCCACAGUCGCUCAUGUGAAAGCCUUUGUAGCACACGCCACUUGCCCUCUACCAGUGUUUGCACCAUGGACAGAAAGCUUCCCAUCAGACCCAACAACAUGGGUACCAUGCAUCAUAAUGCCAGUCUGCCUAACUCUAUAUCAGAUUCAGACCUGAUGCGGUUCCGUGUGGUAAAUACGAGUCCUAUAGCAUCAUACAACUUAACUGACUUCAAACCAGAUCCCUUGGUGACACUCUCUUCCAGUGAGAUUGAUAUAAUUGCACCAUGCAAGUUGAUUGAUCGCACACACAAUGUGACUGAGAAAGUCACUCAGGUACUGUCUCUGAGUGCUGAUGUCCUCCCUGAGUACAAGCUACAGGCUCCACGCAUCCACAAGUGGACCAUCCUUCACUAUAGUCCCUUCAAGGCUGUAUGGGACUGGGUUAUUCUGUUACUGGUUAUCUAUACGGCCAUCUUCACACCAUACUCAGCAGCGUUUCUGCUAAGUGAUGAGGAGGAGGCUGCCAGGCAGCAAUGUGGAUACUCCUGCAGUCCUCUCAAUGUGGUGGAUCUCAUUGUAGACAUAAUGUUUGUUAUUGAUAUUGUCAUUAACUUUCGAACAACUUACGUCAAUACCAAUGACGAGGUGGUCAGCCAGCCUGGCCGCAUAGCUGUGCACUAUUUUAAAGGUUGGUUCCUCAUCGACUUGGUGGCUGCCAUUCCAUUUGACCUGCUUAUCUACCGCUCUGGAGAGGAAACAACUACUCUCAUUGGUCUGCUUAAAACCGCUCGGCUGCUGCGAUUAGUACGUGUGGCACGUAAACUGGACAGAUACUCAGAGUAUGGUGCAGCAGUGCUCUUCCUUCUCAUGUGCACCUUUGCAUUAAUCGCACACUGGCUUGCAUGCAUCUGGUAUGCAAUUGGGAACGUUGAGAGAAGUGGUUCAUCACGAAUCGGCUGGCUAGACUCACUCGGAGAACAACUUGGCAAGCCAUAUAAUGACACAGUUCCAGCCUCUGGACCUACCAUUAAAGACAAGUAUGUCACUGCUCUUUACUUCACCUUCAGCAGUCUGACCAGUGUAGGCUUUGGGAAUGUCUCACCAAACACCAACCCAGAGAAGAUCUUUUCAAUUUGUGUUAUGCUCAUUGGUGCACUGAUGUAUGCCAGUAUCUUUGGGAAUGUGUCAGCAAUUAUCCAGAGACUUUACUCUGGAACUGCUCGCUACCACACACAGAUGCUACGAGUGCGAGAGUUCAUUCGCUUCCACCAGAUCCCCAAUCCACUGAGGCAGAGACUAGAGGAGUAUUUCCAACAUGCUUGGUCCUACACCAAUGGCAUUGAUAUGAAUGCUGUGCUGAAGGGUUUUCCUGAAUGCUUACAAGCAGACAUAUGCCUGCAUCUGAACCGCACUCUGCUACAGAACUGCAAAGCUUUUAAAGGCUCCACCAAAGGAUGUUUACGUGCACUAGCCAUGAAAUUUAAAACAACUCACGCUCCACCAGGUGACACUUUGGUCCAUGCAGGCGAUGUCAUUUCAGCACUCUACUUUAUCUCCCGAGGCUCCAUUGAAAUCUUGAGAAGGGAUGUGGUAGUAGCCAUCCUGGGAAAGAAUGAUAUAUUUGGGGAACACAUUAAUCUGUACACAAGGUCUGGUAAGUCAUGUGCUGAUGUAAGAGCACUGACCUACUGUGAUCUGCACAAAAUCCAGAGGGAGGAUGUUCUGGAGGUUCUUGACAUGUAUCCAGAAUUCUCAGAUAACUUCUGGAGCAACCUGGAGAUCACCUUCAGCCUCAGAGACACUACAACUAUUUCUGGGUCUGUGAACAAUGAAGAGUCACAAAAGGCCUACAUGAAACAUAUGAAAAGAUCAACACUUUCCUCCCAUUGCAGUAAUGAGAAAGCUAACACAGUGAAGACAGAGGCCAAACUCAACAGGAUGUCUCAUCAGCCUUUGAGAAGCAGGCAGCAUGAGGAAAAAGAAUGCAAAGUUUAUCAGGACCUGGAUUCCUCAUCUUCUCCAACCAGCAGUGAUGGAGAGAAUGAGUCUAGACAAACCUUAUUGCACAGUCACAGUCCCAGAUUUCACAUAAGCAAAAAAAGAGAGCAGAUAAGUUUGAACAAUUUCUCAGGAGUCUCCAAAAGAUUUAGCUUCUGGGGAGAAAGUCAUGGGCAUCAGUACCAGCAAGUGCCCAGCCACAGUAUGACCUGUCCUCCUCCCUCAUCUCCAUCUAUGGGUUUUUCGCACAGUGCCACCCACCGUCAAAGCAGUCAGGUGGAAAACAGACUGAAACUACUGCAGAGACAGCUUCAUAGCCUAGAGUCUCGUAUGUCCACAGACAUUGGAACCAUCAUGCAGUUUCUUCAGAGACAGAUGUCUCUUGUCCCACCAUCUUAUAGUGCUGUGACCUCCCCACCCGAAUCAUCUCCAAAUCCACCCAAACUUGGACAAAAGCUAGUACAACCUGUCAAUCCGUUAGAAACAGAGACAUCAGCUCUUCACUCUCAGGGUAGUAAGGAUUUCAAGAUCCAAGAUUGUCCUGAGAGUCUGCGCUUUGACCUGGAUGUCCUGAAUGCAUGUGAAGCACAACUGACCAAAUCCAGCAGUCCUGAGAUUCUUAGCAAUGUCACAACCACUGUUCCCGAAAGGCAAGAUGUGGACAUGAUUGGUCCACUCUGGAAUCCUAGUCCAGAAAUAGGGUUCUAUGAAACUAUUAAUCAUCAUCACCCUCAAAUAAGGCAAGAUAUAAUGUCUUCUGAAAGUGCAAGACGCCUUUCUUUGCAAGGUCAACGCACAACAAAUAAAUGCUCCUCAAUUCAGCAAAGACAUGCUUCUGAUCCUGGAUGUUAAAAAAAUUGUCAAAUAAAAAGUCAUUAAUAUUCUUAUUUAAGGAUAAAGAAGAACUAUGACGACAAUAUUAUAUGUGUGGAAUAUUGUAUUUGAACAUGCCUAGUCAUUAACAAAGUGAGUAUGGCAGUAUGUACAGUAUGCUUGCUGUACAAAAUUUUUCCUAGCUUUAUUUGAGUUUACUUAGGUUACAAUAAAAUUACUAAAAGUACAUUAAACCUUUUUUUGGCAAUCUACACUGCUUUACUUUUAAGUAAUAGUAAAAUAAAAGUGCACUGAUAUCUAAUUAAGGCAAAAUACCUUAGAGUCUAUUAGAUUUAUUAGAUUUCUCACUGAAGUCAAAUACAUUAUACAUUUACUGAGCACAUCAUUAGGAAACCCUGUAUGCUUAUACAUUCAUACAACUGUCUAAUAAUCAUGGGGCAGCAGUGCACUGCAUAAAAUCACACUUUUGGCCUGUUAAAAGCAACCAAUCAUCACUUGAACUGCAACGCCUAUUGUUGUUCACCAUGUGCAUCACUUCAUGGCCACAAUGUACUCAUCUUCUGCUGGCUACUUCAAGCAUGCUUCAACAUGUCACAAAGCAAAAGUCAUCACAGACUGGUUUCUUGAACGUGACAGUCCUGUUCAUUGUUUCUGAAUUCAAGAGAGUAUCAUUGGGAUGUGGUACAAUGGGAAAUUCUCAGCAUAAAAGUGCACCUGAGAUUUUUGCAGGAACUUUGUGAUGCAAUCAUAUCAAUAUGAACAUGAAAGAUCUCAAAGGAAUGCAACAUCCUGUGGAAUAUAGACCGCAAAGAAAUGAGCCUGUUUCAAGAGCAAUGUGACACGCUAACCCAAUUUUAGUUGUGAUCCUAGAAGAGUUCAUUGACUUGACAGCACCAGAAAUAAACAUUUCUGACUGAACAAUGUUUCUGAUGAAAUCAUAGCCUGCAAUAAAUUUAAAACAACUGAGUACAAACUCUUGAAAAGUGAUAGGACCAUGAGACUUUGUUCCACCCAGUUAAAUAUUUCAUAUAUUUCAUUGCACUUUAUUGUAUUUAGUAUAUUGUUUAUUGUUGACUAUUCUAAACCCAAUUACCAUCAAUAUCGUUGUAUAUUAAUAAAAUAUUAAUAAAAGAAUAUUUAAUGAACAUAAAAAAUA